AUGGCGCGGCUCCAGGACUUCGCACCUUUCUCAGUAAUGGUCUACGACCAAACCAGAACCAUGCAUGCCUCACGUGCAGAGAUCUGGCCAUGGAUGCUCCAACUCGGCAAAGGCCGCGGAGGCUGGUACUGUCCUGCUUCGUGGGAGAAAUGGAUGCCUCAGAGCUGGCGAGCGACUCGUUCUGUCAAUCCCGCUUGGCAAGAUCUCAAGCCCGGUGAUCGUGUUGAUGAUUACGGCUUUAGUGUUGAGGACUAUUUCGAUGUGGUUGCUAUUAGUUCAGAGGAAGUGUUGAUAUAUCGGAGUGAUCGAUAUGGUGCGAGGUUUACUUGGACGCUGAUGCUACACGAGCUUGACACGGACGCUGAUGGCACACCGCGGACGCUCGUCCAUCUGAGAUUCAGAGGUCAGAUUGCAGCGACUGGUAUCAGAAAAUGGGUCGUGGUCAACGGCGGCGGGUUUUUGGACUGGAUCUUCACGUAUCCGAUGUUGCUCGGAAUGCAGGAGAGAGCUGAAAGACCGCACGUGCAGUGA
Molecule: messenger RNA, 531 nt
Organism: Recurvomyces mirabilis
Lineage: Eukaryota; Fungi; Ascomycota; Dothideomycetes; Mycosphaerellales; Teratosphaeriaceae
Exons: 2
Coding region: 1-531 (176 amino acids)
Source: RefSeq, a predicted model, not a curated record